Ogataea haglerorum is the source of this 2148-nucleotide messenger RNA. RefSeq lists its product as uncharacterized. The record is from RefSeq and is a predicted model, not a curated record. Gene Ontology annotation, cellular component: cell surface. Bases 1 to 2148 code for a protein of 715 amino acids. Gene Ontology annotation, molecular function: endo-1,3(4)-beta-glucanase activity; glucan endo-1,3-beta-D-glucosidase activity. The transcript has a single exon. Lineage: Eukaryota; Fungi; Ascomycota; Pichiomycetes; Pichiales; Pichiaceae.
AUGCCUCCACCAAUUCCGCCAAGGGACUACGGAAGACAGCAGAUAGCGGCCCGAGGGGGUCCAAAGGCCUCGAACGACCUGUUUCGCCCCAUCUCGUGCGAGCCCCCGGCCCUGCCCUCCGGAUCUGUCCAUCCGGUCCCGCUCCCCAGGUUCUACAAGCAGGACAAGCCAAUCCAGACAAACAACUUCUAUGGCAACCUGCUGGUCGGCGAACAGACGCUUCCAGUGUGGACACAUCCAUACAGCGUGUGGUACAGCAAGGAUCCGGGCUUUAUCGGGCUCGGGAUUUCGCACACCGACAACUCUCAGAAAGUGUUUGGCGAUGACCCAAAUGCCAACCCCGUCAAGUACUUCUUCAAUCCGGUUGGCAUUUGCUCUUUGCUGUUGACCUCGCAGCAACUCCAGCGUGGCCACGAGCUGCUAGUCGGCGAGUGUGAGCGGUUUAGCUGCGGUGUCAAGUUCACCUGCUCCAACGGAAGCAUGUCCAGCAAGCUGGUGCAGGGCAUGGGUUUUGUGACGGCACUUUACGAUAAUGUCAGCCCUAUGAUCAAGAGCAAAGUCGGGAUACAGAGCUUCCAGCAGAGGGGAGCCUCCAGACUCAGGAAGUAUGUUGCUACGCUGUUUGACCAGACCAACUGGGUGAUCUACUCCUCGGCAGACCUGCAACUAGCAGACCCGAACACUGUGGUUGGAACCGUGCCAGGAAUCGUGCAAGUCGCCAAACUCAGCGGCGACGAGCGACCGUACGACGCGGCGGCAGGCGCUUACGUGGUUGACAUGACGCUUUCAGGCAGCGUUGAUGGAGCCGGAAGAUAUUGUUUCGAGUACAAGUUGGAGGGUAGCUCUGCCAGCGGCAAGACCAUCCAAUGGGCUCUUCCGCACCAGUAUACCGCCUUCGACCAGUCAACUGCUUCGGAGGCCGUCAGCAUGGUUCUGGACUCCACAUGCAAGGGCCCGAUGAAAGCCUAUUUGACGACGCGCUUUGUCAUGGAGGAGCAGCUGCCCCCGGCAGAGCUCCAAUUUGAGCCGUGGUCUCAGCUGCACGGCUUCACAGGCUAUUCUCAAGACAAGCUUGACCGCAUUAGACAAAUUGCGAACGAGGAGGUCGACUCAUUUGAUGUUGUCAAUGCCUCCAACACAGACUCCAUGUACACUGCGGGCAAAAUCCUGGACAAAGGCGCAUUCAUGCUAUAUGUGGUGGCAUUUAUUCUGAAGGACGCCGGGCUCGCCAGAAAACAGCUCGGCAAGAUGAAAUGCGCUUUCCAUAGAUUUGUGUCCAACCAGCAGCAGGCUCCCUUGGUCUACGAGACCAAUUGGAAAGGUGUGGUAUCUACCGGCGGUCUGAGCGACGGGAACUUCUACGUUGACUUUGGAAACUGUUUCUACAACGACCAUCACUUCCACUACGGGUACCAUAUCCACGCAGCAGCUCUCGUGGCUCUGGCUGAUAGAUUUUAUGGGGACAACUCUUUCCUCAAUUUCUCAAAAGCCUGGAUUGAGACACUGAUCAGAGACGUUGCCAACCCAAGCAGCGAAGACCCUUAUUUCCCGGUGUUCCGGUCUUUUGACUUUUUCAACGGCCACAGCUUUGCAAACGGUCUCUUUGCACACGGAGAUGGAAAAGACGAAGAGAGUAGCAGCGAGGAUUACCACUGCUACUACGGGAUAAAGCUCUGGGGUGUGGUUACCGGAAACAGCCGGCUGGACAAUUUGGCGUGCCUCAUCUUGGGGAUUGAAAAACGAGCCAUGAACAUGUACAUGCUGUACAGAUCGGACAAUACUGUGGUUCCUGCAAACUUCAAGGCCAACAAAGUGUCGGGUAUACUCUUUGAAAACAAGAUCGACCAUGCCACGUACUUCGGCAUGAACAAAGAGUACAUUCACGGCAUCCACAUGCUUCCAAUCACUCCGAUUUCGUCCUAUAUCCGGGAUCCGCAGUUUGUCCAAGAAGAAUGGAACGAGCAGCUGAGCUCUGUGGUUGGUAGCCUGGACGACGGCUGGAAAGGCAUAUUGAUGCUGAACAGGGCGUUGUUCGACCCAAAAUCAUCGUACGAGUUUUUUUCAGCCCCAGAUUUCCAAUACAAAUGGCUCGACAAUGGAAUGUCUCGUCUCUGGGCUGUCGCAUUCGCUGCGGGCGUCGGGGGUUGA